This is a messenger RNA of Talpa occidentalis (Iberian mole), 288 nucleotides long. It is a transcript of the gene SCGB1A1, whose product is annotated as secretoglobin family 1A member 1. Lineage: Eukaryota; Metazoa; Chordata; Mammalia; Eulipotyphla; Talpidae. The transcript is spliced from 3 exons. Gene Ontology annotation, biological process: signal transduction. The record is from RefSeq and is a predicted model, not a curated record. Bases 1 to 288 code for a protein of 95 amino acids. Gene Ontology annotation, cellular component: cytoplasm.
AUGAAGCUCGCCACCAUCCUCGCGCUGGUCACCCUGGCUCUCUGCUGCAGCCCCACUUCUGCAGAGAUCUGCCCGAGCUUCCUGGGAGCCCUUCAAGCCCUCUUCGAUGGCUCGCCCGCCAGCUAUAUGGCUUCCCUGGAAAUCUUCAAACCUACCGAAGACAUGAAAAGCUCGUGUUCCCAGCUGAAGGCCCUGGUGGACACCCUUUCCCCAAAGACCAAGGAAGGCAUCAGGAAGACCAUGAAGCGCUUCACACUGAUGCUUGUGCUGCUGCUGCUGCGCUCGUGA